GUAGUGGUAAGGGGAAAGGCAAGGGAGGCUUCGACCCGUUGACCGGUCUCGCGGUGGAAGAGGAGGAGGAAGACAUGCACUUCCCCGGGUGGAACGUCGUGGAAGAGGACGUGGAGCGCGGCAAGAGUCUGAUGCCGACCGUUGCGGGGAUUCUCGGCAAAGACAAAGUUGCUGCGGAGGAGGACGGACCGUUAGGUGGUGUGCUGGACACGAUGGCCGCUCCCGAGCAAGACUCGGUCGCCGGCUUCCUCGGCGGCGCGAAAAAGCGGCGUGGCAACCGCCCGGCCCGGCCGGACGAGAUGCCGAUCCCGGGCAACAAGGCGGCGGACUUGCGGGCGAAGAAGAAUCCGAACUGGUUUGAGGAGAAGGGCGAAGGUGCCGAAGAGUUUCUGCAGGCCGCUGCGAAUAAAGCGCGGGAAGAGUUUUUGAAGAAGGCUUUGAACUCUCUGAAGAAGGGUCAAUCGCUCGAGUCCAUCGACUUUGCCACGUUGAUGAAGGAGGAGAUGGACGCCGACGUGGACGGGGAGGACCAGCAGGAGAGCAUGACGAAGCAGGGAAAGCGGGUCGUGUUCGGCGUGCAGAAGUCCACGAACUACCAGUACCAGGCGCAGCGGCAGGCGGGCACGAACGCGGGGACGACCACGAACCAGAAGCCGGUCGUGGGUGCGGGCAUGAACACGCAAUUUGCGCAGAUCCAGGAGCAAGCGCGAAUCGCGAAGGACGAGGCCACUUUGCGCACCAUGGAGCAGAUGCAGACGUUGCAGUCGAUGGGCGGGUCGCUGAUGGCGGGCGAAACGCCCGAGGAGGCGUUGAUGCGACAGCAGAUCGAAACCCACCUCCAGGGCGCGGGCGGCGGCAUGGCGGCUCCGCGCAUGGGCGAAGCGGUGCCUCUCACCGGUGGUGCGCAACUCGUGAUGGCGCCGGCCCAGCCGAACCACCAGAUGACGCUGGUGGACCCCCGGGCGGAAAAGAAGCGGCAGAAGAAGGAACAGAAGAAGAAGAAGCAGCUGGCCACGGCGUUGCAGAACUUGGACGCGGGAGACACUUUGGAAUUGGACACUCUGACGCUGGAAAACAUGGAUGAAGAAACGAAAAAGUUGAUGACGAGCGAUCUGGUUAUCACCUCCACCGGUUCCGGGUGGAUGUUGAAAAAGGUCGGGGACAAGGUCGUCAACCCGAACGCCGGGAAAAAGAAAAACAAGAUUACCACCGAGGCGCAGCAGGCCGCGGCCGACGAGAUGGCCGAGCAGCAAGAACCCGCGCCGGUGAUCGACCGGAACGAGAUCACGUUGGACGACAUCACCGACGACAAGAUUGCGGCCUUGGAAGCGGAACAGAAAACCAAAAUCGUGUCUUUGGACGAUCGUCUGCGCGCGAUGGACGCCCUGCGCGAGCAGCAGCAACAGUUGAAGGACCGGCGAAAGCAGGAGCGCGCCGACCAGGGCUUGCCGCCAAUCGAGGAGGGGAACGAGGAGGACGAGCUUGAAGGAGAUGAUGAUGGCACAGGGGCGAAUAAAGCCCCGGGCCUCGAACCCAUGGUUGGCUAUGGGCAGGAGCAGGGCCCCAGCAUCCCCGCGGCCUUCGACAAAUCCGGCGGGAUCACGAAGAAGCGCAAGAACGAGGCUACCAACGAGAAGGAGGUGAACCUGGGGUCUAUCUCCAUCGUGGCGUACGGGCAGCAGGGCCCGCGGGACAUGCUCAACGUCGAGGUCGACGAGGAGGGGAAAGUCACGACAAAAAAGAAGGACGAUAAAUCUAAAGCUGCUGUUCCUGCAAAAGACGAUGCGAACAAGGAUGAGUUUGACGCUAUGGUCUCCUCCAAGUUGGAGAAGGAACUCGCCGGGCAAACGAAGAAGGUCGGCCAGAUCCUUCCCGGGUUCUUCGGCGGCAGCUCGAAGCAGAAGGAAGCUGCGACUCUGAAGCGCAAGUCGGACGAGGGGACGAGCGUCAGCGUCGGCGGCGCGGUGCCGAAAGCCGGGGGCAAGAAGCUGAAGAUCACCACGGAUGAGGACGAGGCGUUGCAGGAAGGAAAGAAGAAGAAUUCCCUGAAGCGACAGAGCAACGACAACGUAGGUGAUGAAACCGCAACGAAGAAACCCUUCGGGUCGGUGCCGAAAGCGAAGGCACCAGUCAAGAAGGUGAAAAAGUUCACAAUCGGGGGCGACGACAGCGGCAGUUCUUCGAGCAGCUCUUCCGACAGUUCCGAUGACGACGAGUUCCACGACGCGAAGUCCAAGCCGUCCACCUCCCCGAAGGAGACGCCGGAGGAGGCGGAGCGCAAGCGGGCGGCGCGCGCGGCCCGAAAGGAGCGGGAGCGGCAGGAGAAGGUGCUGGCAAAGGCAGUGCCGAAGUCGGCGGCGGUUUCGGCGCAGCGCCCGGGCACGGAAGGACAGGCGGUCGUGCAAAAGGAUACUUAUCAGCUGACGGACAACCAAAACACGGAGUCGUACGACCCGAACGAGGGCGAGGCUAUGGACUACGUCCAGCAGCUGCAGAUGCAAAACAUGAUGAUGCAACAGUCUUACGCCUCCGUGAUGCAAUCCAUCACCGACGAAGCCGCCGGACCGGGGGCGAACGGGCCGGUCCUGGGGCGGAAGAUCUACAAGACCCGCAUGUGUCGCUUCAUGCACGAAAAGGGCUGGUGUCCGCACGGAGAAAUCUGUACCUUCGCACACAACGUCGAGGAGCUGCCGCCAUCGUACAAGAGGGAGCUGUGUCAGGCAUUUCAGCUGCUCGGAACCUGUCAGCACGGAAUCAACUGCAAAUACGCACACGGUAAAUUAUAUGAUUCUUGGAUCUUUUCUUCAUCUUCGAGCAAUCGAAUGAUGCGAUAGAUAGAUUGCCUCAGUACAUCUUCAUGUUGUACGUAGUACAUAAGGAGAGCCAGCAUUAUUUGUUUUUGCAUUUUCCCAGGAGCACACUAACAUAUAAGAAUAACAAAAAAACAACAGGUGUCGCGGAACUCCGUGGUCAGCGUACGGCUGCUGGCGGCAAGUUCGUGGAGGACGACGACGAGAAGAUCGUGUGCGAGGACGUUACCGGCUUUGGUUCCGGUGCGAACAACGUGCCGCUCGGGACCCCCACCUUUAGUGCCGACGCCGCGCCCCCACCGCCGCAGCGGCAGCAACCCCCACCAGCACCCGCGAAACCCCUGCCAAAUAUGCGCACCCUGACGGAGAGCUCCAUUCCGGCGGAGAGCCACAUUCCCGGGUUCAGCCAGACUAUGCUGCAGGCAUCUAUGGCGCGGUCCCAACCCAAGGCCGCGGGUUUAAGAGAGAGAAUGGGCGGCGACGGGACGGCGAGUGCCGUGAUGCGCGAUGUCGAUGACGAGGAAAGAAGAGACCAUCGUCGAGGAGGAGAUCGGGAAGAGAAGGGCCGAGACGGCGGUGGGAGCCGAAACAAGGACGUAUCAAAAGGAAAAAUCCCCCCACCCCAUAUCGAAAACGUAUCCGUCUGAAAAUUUGUGAUGCGCAUUUGUGACCUCAAAUCCUGUCUGUCGUGCAAGAAGGCAAGUCCAGAAAGCCUUCCGCAUUUUGCAGGCGGUUUGCCAUGCUGUUUGGCUUAGAGCAUACACGUUUGUCAUGCUAGGCGCCUACGUCAAAGCCUCUCGGCUGAGGCUUGGCAUAUGCCUGCACUCCUCUACUGCAAUACAAAUCUGAUUUGUGUAUGGAAAUCCAGCAUCAGAAACUUCGUUUCGAUAUGGGGAGGGGGGAUUUUUUCUUUUGAUAGGACGGCUACUGGGACAAGAACGGCGAGUUUCAGUUCACUGGUGGAGGCAAGAAACGCGAGGAAAACCUAUCAAAUGUAAAAAUGUCUGGGUCUGGAAGAUUUCUAGAUUUGUCAUGCAUAUUUUCCAUGACCCAUGAUGUCUGUGAUGCAUUUCGUAGCACUACAGACUCUUAGAGCGCUUUAUGAUACCUCUACCGCAUGAAAAAAGAAAUGCCUUCUCCGCGUAGCAUAAACUGGAGCCCUCUUGCUAGUCAUGCAAUACAAAUUUUUUCAGAAUCCAGAGACAGCAUCACAAGUUUAGAAUGUUCCAGACCCAGACAUAUUUGCAUUUGAUACAACCGGGAGGACGACUACCAGAGAAGUCGCCGGGAAGAACGCGAGAGGGAACGCGACUACGGGAGAUAAGGAAAUGGUAUGGAAAUAUCAUCAUGGAGUUUAUGGUCAACCUCAACAUACUUACAACUACAUCAACAACGUCUGUUCAUCUUUUUCUUUGCAUUCCUCGCUCUCUAUCUAAGUCAAGAACCAGUAUCCAUGUCAAGCGUGGACGAUAUGCCAAUCUGUAUCUAUGCCGAUGGAUCAUGAUUUUUAUUUCGAUUCGUUUGUCUAAGUUCAGUUGACAAUUGAAAUAAAAACAAAAACAGGUAUCGCACGACCAAACAAGUAGGGAAUUGCAUGAUCGACAUGGAGCUACUGGAAUCACUACCGAUACGAUUGAGGUAUCACAAUUACAACCGCAACUUGUCGUGGAUCGUGAUGUAGUUGAUGCAAUACUUCUUGCUAAGUUUUACGUGAUCGACGACACAUGAAACUUAUUCUCAGUGUGAUUGAGCAGAUUCAGGAGGACAAAUCAAACCUUAAGGUUAACCUAAGUAUUAUUCUACACUGAAUUAAAGGUACAACUACAACCUCAUGGCGACAGCACGGGGAGAAACGAAAAGGAACACUGAAACCCGUUGUGGAAAAAUCCGAUUCUACCGAUAACGAUGUCAUGCUCAUGCCUAUUAGUCGCGAAAAAUUGAUUGUCCACAAAACCGAAUAGUAAAUUUUUCAUUUUCGCAGAACAAAGACAAACAUCAUCGUCAACAUCAACUUCAACAGAAAGCAAGUUUAAGUGUAGUUUAUCUGAAGCAUCUGAGUCGGUGGAUCUUUGUCUUUCGACAAAGAUGCUUCAUCUUCUUGUGUCAAGAAUACAGAAUUGUAUAUUCUUCCCGAUUGCAGUAAAAGCAUUUAUUUUCUGCAAUCGAGUAACCAUACGUCAGCGACCAAUUAAUACGAAGAUAGAUGAAGCUGUUGCUGCCCCCGGCAGGUGCCACGAAGACAACAGUUUCGAAGAAAAAAAUGUCAUGGGCAUCACGACCAAAAAAAACAUCCUUUGAACAUCAGUUGGGCGCCACUGCCAUGACUCUGGACUAUUGCCAAAAUAGUUUGCAGAAGCAGAAGAAGCUGAUCGUAUUCGAUGAUAGUGGAGCAAGAUAGAUGACCUUCAUAAUUUCACCGCUUAACUUCAUCCAACUUGAGCCUCUUUCCUGAUCUGUACCUAUUUGAACCUGAAUUUCACCGCUACAAACUGGCUACAGCUAGAAGACUUGUAUUGUCUGACUGAUGAAAAUAUCAAUUUCAUCUCAGAUUUUUUGGAGAUAAUGCCUUUUGCUUCAUCUCUUGGUAUAGUUGUUUGGAAAAGAAAACAC
This is a messenger RNA of Amoebophrya sp. A120, 5420 nucleotides long. NCBI's taxonomy places the organism in Eukaryota, Dinophyceae, Syndiniales, Amoebophryaceae. The record is from the annotation of a GenBank genome assembly.